GUGGUGUUGUGAAUAUGACCCUUAAGGGUGGCACAAGCCAAGCUUGCGCUGCAUGUAAGUACCAAAGGAGAAAAUGCUCAUCCGAGUGCCCUCUUUCUCUAUACUUCCCUCCUGAACAACCAAAAAUGUUUCAGAAUGCUCACAAGUUGUUUGGUGUCAGCAACAUCUUGAAGAUACUAAAGAAUUUGCAGCCAUGUCAAAAGGCUGAGGCAAUGAGGUCUAUCAUUUACCAAGCUAAUAUCCGCGACAAGUUCCCCGUGUAUGGCUGUUGGGGGAUCAUCUGCCAACUACAAUACCAAAUUCUACAGGCUGAGGAGGAGCUUCAUGCUGUUCAUGCGCAACUUGAGAUGUACAGGCAACAUCAGCAUCACAUUUCUUCUCUGCCUGAUGACAUGGCCGCUUCGCAAUUAGAAUUAGGCAUGGCGCCGCCUAGUACUAAUGCUCUUUCACUCUUCAAUCACACUCCACAGCCUUACAAUGCUGUGGAUGCUUUGCCUGUAACACAACAGCAGCAUUCUUACUGGAAUAGCAACAGGGCUGCUUACAACUCUGGUUACAUGGAUACUAAGGAUAACGUGGGAAAUCCAUUUUGGGUUCAACAUUCUUAUGCCAAUAAUGAUAACAACAGUAAUAAUUCUUUGGCAAUUCAAUCUGAGUUGGUCUCCUCGCAACCACUAGCUAUCCAACAUGAAGUAGUUCAUGAUUAUGAUGAGAUUCAUCCAUUUUUCGAUACCAUCGAUGAUAGGCAAUCCUACAUAGAUUCCAAGGAGCCUUAUGAGUCAAGCUCGGAAGAAUCAUUGAAAGAUACAACCCAGUCCGUUGAACAAGUUGCUGAGAAUGAAUUGAAGAGUGCCGCUGCUUGCUUCAGUCUUACAAGUGUCAACUGAUCAAAUGAGCUGAAGAGAAGUAGUCUGUUUUCCAUUCUUUAUCAUUUUUUUCCUCCUUUCAUAGAUUAAAUUCCACAAUUUUGAACUUAAAAAAAAGAAAAAACCCUUUUAGUGAAAUUUGAAUAUCUCAUGAACUUUAUAAUGAAUUACUUGGUUAUUCCAAGUUUCUAAAUAAAUUUUAUUUUAUUGUUUGUGAUUGUUUCUAAAAGUUUGCAAAUCAACGUGAUGGAGGCAC
This is a messenger RNA of Quercus lobata, 1122 nucleotides long. RefSeq names its product LOB domain-containing protein 27 (gene LBD27). The record is from RefSeq and is a predicted model, not a curated record. NCBI's taxonomy places the organism in Eukaryota, Viridiplantae, Streptophyta, Magnoliopsida, Fagales, Fagaceae. The transcript has 2 exons. The coding region runs from base 15 to 887 and encodes 290 amino acids.